AGUGAAUGUAUCUGUGAGACAGCAGAGGCAGGCAACAACAAGAAGUCAAGUCAUACAUUCGAAUGCAAGCAUGAUGCCACCAAUCUUAUAUACCGCUUACAGAUUUAGGUCCAUCUGUAGACUACAAAGAUUACAAGCACACAUGAUGUCGAGUGCUUCGGCCCCAGAGGUUCUGCUGGAGAAGGUGGGCCGUGCGGGUGUGAUCACUCUGAACCGACCCAAGGCCCUGAAUGCCCUCAACCUGACCAUGACCCGCCUGCUCUACCCCCAGCUCAAGGAAUGGGAGACAGAUGAGCAGACGGACAUUGUCAUCAUCAAAGGAGCCGGAGGACGGGCCUUCUGCGCCGGCGGAGACAUCAUAGCGGUCACGGAGGCAGGAAAGUCAGGAGACCCUCUAGCGCAGGAUUUCUUCCGUGAGGAAUAUGUUCUGAACAACACUAUAGGAAUGUAUAAGAAACCCUAUAUUGCUCUUAUUGAUGGGAUAACCAUGGGUGGGGGCGUUGGUCUGUCUGUGCACGGCCGGUUUCGGGUGGCUACAGAGAAGACUGUGUUCGCAAUGCCAGAGACGGCCAUCGGACUCUUCCCCGAUGUGGGAGGGGGGUACUUCCUGCCCAGGCUCCAGGGGAAGCUCGGUAUGUUCCUGGCCCUCACAGGCUUCCGUCUGAAGGGACGUGAUGUGCAGCGCGCCGGCGUGGCCAGUCACUUUGUGGAGUCGCAAAAGAUCUCUGCCCUGGAGCUGGACUUGGUUGGUCUGAGAUCUCCCUCUAAUGAAGACGUGUCCAAGCUGCUGGAGUCCUACCAGACACAGAGCAGCCUGGAUGCAGAGAAGCCAUUUGUGCUGCAGCCUCACUUGCAAGACAUAAACAGACUGUUUAGUGCAGGCAGUGUGGAGGGCAUCCUGCAGAACCUCAAUACAGACAACUCUGCAUUUGCCAAGAAGCAGGCUGAGACCCUGGCCCGGAUGUCCCCCACGUCCUUGAAGAUCACCUUCAGGCAGCUGGAGCAGGGGGCUGCUAUGAGCCUGCAGGACGUGCUGGUCAUGGAGUACCGCUUAUGCCAAGCCUGCAUGAGGGGCAAGGACUUCUACGAAGGUGUACGAUCAGUGCUGAUCGACAAGGACCACAGCCCCCGGUGGAGCCCGGCGACGCUCGCUGAGGUGUCGGACCACAGCGUGGACCAGUGCUUCUCCCCCCUGGGAGAGAGGGACCUCCGCCUCUGAAGGCUCUCUCUCUCUCUCUCUCUCUCUCUCUCUCUCUCUCUCUCUCUCGCUCUCGCUCUCUCUCUCUCUCGGUCACCAUGGUAACCGGACCAGACCGCCCUCCCACGUGGCCCGUUUGGUCGGAUGGAACAGCUGCACCUCCUCUCAUCUGUCCCCUUCCCUCCUCGCCACUCCCCUAUUCUUGGAAGUGCCGACCAGGCACGUCUCCGUCCCCCCACCACUCCAACCAGUGGAAAAUACAACUUCAAGUCAGAUGGGCGGGGGACUUGACCAGGAAAGUGUAUACAGUGGGGUAUUCUGUACAACUAUGUUCUCUUUCCUCUGUUUUUGCUCCCCGCUCUACCUGCCGAUUGCUGCAACAUGUUACAGAGGGGUGCAAAGGAAAACGUAACUUUCGGUUGAGGUGAAAUUCAGAUGAGGCCGUUUUUUCUUUGUCUAUUGUUUUAUAGUGCAGAAGAGAAUGGAGAGAGAAAGAGAGGGAGAAAAAUAUCAUGUUCAGAGGAGAGAUGCUGGAACAGGGAUAAGUGCCUUUUGGAUCCAAGUGGAUCUGGUGGUUCGGGAGCUCAUCAAAUGGCUAAGGUCUUAGCCCAACACUGCAGUAGGGUAUUACCAUGAGGGGGUGGGAGACAGUGGGGUGUGGUGGACACACUCAUGUUCAAUAACGGUAAAUAUAUCCAGUGACUACUGGUUCUGUAUGUCUUUACCGCGUUUGAGGUAGAUUAAAUGUUACGUGUCACAACUUUAAACUCAGCUGUAAAGAAUAACAAGUUGUUUGUUGUGCGAUUUCUGAAGUGAUUUUAGUUUUUUAUUAAACUCUUUGAAAUAAAAUAUUUUAGUGUCAAAGUCCCAAAGACUAGCCUCUUCAUGUUGAGUUAUCAUUUCCACAAGUCGAAUAUGUAAUGAGUUAUAAGUUAUUAAGUUAUUGCUACCCUUUAUGCAAGCCAACCUGUAUACUUUCUGAAGUAAAUCCUGUUUCCUUUAGCCAUCAUAUUCAUCACUUUGAAAAGGGACUUACUUUAAAUAUGUCUUCGGAGCAUGAGUUACUGUUGACGUGAGGUCUUAACUCGACAAAGCCCCGUCUCAGAUUCCCAGAAGGACUAAGGGAACCCAUCUCUUCUAAAGUGCGUAUCAUAUUUAAUCUGAGUGUACUUGAAUUGUUAAACACUCAUUUGUGCCCACUUUUCCCUGUCCUCCAGAGUCUGUGGCCAAAUGACUUUGCCCCGAGCCCAGCCAAUAUUCGGGAACACCAGGCCGCAGUAAACAUCAGCUAAUGGUCUGAGUGGUUGUCUUGGCAUCACAGAACAUAAUUUAUGGUGGCGGUUUGGUCUUCAAACAAACGGCCAGGUGUCUGUCGCCUGUUGUCAUCUCCGUCUGCAAGCCAAACUGAACUUUGGCUGAGUGUUACGUCUAGAAGGAAGAUAAAAAAUACUUUAAGGUGGACGUGUGCUGAUAAAAAUGUGUUAUGAAACUAUUGAACAAACAAAGGUUUCCAACGGUUUUUUACCCAGUUAAAAAAAACUGUUUGCACAAAUGAUGAGAUAAGAAGCUAGCAGGCAAUCACAUUUCUAAUAAACUCAACGUUAUCCCACAAUGGUGCAACUCUGGAUGCCAAUAUGUAUUGGCAUUUCAUUCAUCUUUACAUAAAUGUACAUGUCUAAUAAGGUUCAGACAAGCUUAGUACGCUGUAAAUUAAGAAGAAUAGCGUUGAGUUUGAACAGAAUAUUUAAUUCAAACACUGUAACUGAACUCCAAAGAAGAAGCAGAUGUAGCCACCAAAUUGAAGACAUUACAAAUGCACAUCAUAUAUGGUAAUUCAGUUGAAUCAGGCCCAUAUUCCCAAGCCACAAUCACAACUAUGAACAUAAUUCCCUUUGCUUGAUCCCUUUUAUAAGACAGAGUACAAUGCUUACAGCACAGCUAUCCUCUAAAUAAGUGGUACAAUUAGCUGAGUUCCAUGGAAGAAUAAUAUGAGAAGGGGAAACAUAAGUUACACAUAAUUAGAACUACGUAUUGGGAAAGGUCAAGUCACUUCAACAUAGUUUUUACUCUUUGUUCAACGUCACGUUCCAGCAUUAAUCUUGAAAAGUAAUCACAGAAGAUAUGGCCAGAGGUAAAAACCAACCAGGCAUUCUUUCAGACAGCGCGACCCAACUAGCAUGUAUUAGCGGAAAAGAUUGGCCCCAAGUUCAUGGUGAAGUUUAUACUCACUGUCCUUUAGUUACUUGGCUUUGUAUAUGAGCACUAUGCUUUCUGUUGGCCGUUGAUGCCACUGGUUCAAUUUGUGUUCAUCCUCUCAACACUUUAUUCAACAAUAAAACUGGAUAUGAUAAGUAACCUCUUUUGGUAUUACACUUGACCGGGAAACAAACUGGUGAAAUAUUUUUUCUGUUUGUCUAGCUGUAAAAACACACCAUACUAACAGGUUUCCCGGUAUUGACAUUAAUGGUGAAUAGUAAAAUGCAUACUCACUCGUAAAAUGCCUACAACAUAUUUAGCCAAAAUGUAGGACUUAGUUUCCAAACCUGCGGUCCCCAGCCUAGAGGACAGACUUCUAUCACUGCAUUUGCCUAAAAUUAGUCUGCCUAAAACAUGGACAAAGCUUCCAACCAUUCAGAGGUUCGCUAGAUAGGAACAUGAGACGUAGGUAGACCUAUGGUAUUUGCAAGGACAAAACAACAUUUUGAGCAAACAACUAACUGUAAACCCUGCUUGCAUACCAUGUCAUGUUUCCCAUUCAUGUUUUGAAAAAGCUAG
Molecule: messenger RNA, 3973 nt
Organism: Gadus macrocephalus (Pacific cod)
Lineage: Eukaryota; Metazoa; Chordata; Actinopteri; Gadiformes; Gadidae
Gene: hibch
Product: 3-hydroxyisobutyryl-CoA hydrolase
Exons: 14
Coding region: 71-1219 (382 amino acids)
Biological process (GO): L-valine catabolic process
Cellular component (GO): mitochondrion
Molecular function (GO): 3-hydroxyisobutyryl-CoA hydrolase activity
Source: RefSeq, a predicted model, not a curated record